Molecule: messenger RNA, 2012 nt
Organism: Rhodofomes roseus
Lineage: Eukaryota; Fungi; Basidiomycota; Agaricomycetes; Polyporales; Fomitopsidaceae
Product: WD40-repeat-containing domain protein
Exons: 7
Coding region: 218-1894 (558 amino acids)
Cellular component (GO): mRNA cleavage and polyadenylation specificity factor complex
Molecular function (GO): protein binding
Source: RefSeq, a predicted model, not a curated record
GUCACGGUCGCGGCGAUUCCCGUGACAGUCACAGUCGUCACGCGAUCACGCGCCAACCUAGACGCCCGAUUGCCGCGUUCGCGUCGACGCCGCAGUCAAAGUCUUACUCGGGUUCGCCGUCGCACACAACGAGUUGAGCCUUCUGUGCAUCCUGCUGCUUCAACAUUGACUAGGUCGCUGCGACACUUGCGACCCCAACCGGGAGGCCUCUAGAGCGAUGUCUGCCACCACGGACUUGCCCGUCCUACUGCCGCGCAAGGUGCUACCUCGGACAGAACUGCUGCCACGAGAAUGGUCACCAAAGGCAGACCUAACAACUACCAACCCACCUCCGCCUGACGAUGCAAGGACACACGACCAGGAAAUGGCCAUGGCUAGACAACUCAUGGACGGCAAGACCGUCAAGAAGGUCAGGCCAAGGAGAACCGUCGACUACGGUGGCCCUCUAGGCGGAUGGGCACUGCUACGGAAGUCACGGCCCAACUCGACAUACGUACCAUAUCUGAGGCCAGCACCUCCGUAUAUCAUUGAUUUACUGCCACCAAAAGCAUAUCCGGACAACCCCUCAACAUCACUCUGUACUAAGUUCGUGCAUACAUCGACCAACAAGCUCAGAUGUCCCGUCAACUGUGUCACGUGGACCCCUGAAGGGCGUCGGGUGCUGACCGGUUCCACAAGUGGAGAGUUCACUCUUUGGAAUGGCCUGACGUUCAACUUCGAGACCAUUCUGCAGGCGCACGACAGCGCUGUGCGGGCCAUGCAGUUCACGCACUCUGGUGCCUAUCUUGCGUCGGCAGACCAGAGCGGUAUCAUCAAGUACUUUCAGCCGAACAUGAACAACCUGACCGCAUGGACGGGUCACCGCGAAGCUAUUCGAGGGCUGAGUUUCAGUCCCGACGAUGGGCGGUUUGCGACGGCGAGCGACGAUUCGACGAUACGGAUCUGGUCGUUCGAGGAAAGCCGCGAAGAGCGUGUGCUGACAGGGCAUGGAUGGGACGUGAAGUGCGUGGAGUGGCAUCAGACAAAGGGGCUCCUCGUUUCUGGAAGCAAAGACAAUAUGAUCAAGUUCUGGGAUCCCAGGACAGGGACGUGUCUAUCAACGCUGCACUACCACAAAAACACUGUCCAAGCUCUUGCCUGGUCUCCGAAUGGCAACAUGGUAGCAAGCGCAUCGCGAGACCAGACCGUGCGCGUGUUCGAUAUACGCGCGAUGAAGGAGUUCCGGGUGCUGAAGGGGCACAAAAAGGAAGUCUGCUCUGUCACUUGGCACCCGGUGCACCCCAUCCUUGUCACCGGCGGAUCAGAGGGCGCGAUCCUGCACUGGGACCUCUCCUCCUCCACCGACACGCUCGCGCAGUCACCGUCGCAGCCGCCGGGGGCGCGCGCGACGCUCUCGCAGGCGCACGACUCGAACGUCUGGUCGCUCGCCUUCCACCCGCUCGGGCACCUCCUGGCGAGCGCGUCCAACGACCACACGACGCGCUUCUGGUGCCGCGAGCGCCCCGGCGACGCGACGUCCGUCUUCUCGGGCGGCGGGCAGAAGCCGCCGGAGGUCACGGACACCGCCGGGCAGGAGGACGAGGACGAGAGCAUGGUGCCCGGCUUCGGCUUCACCGGCGCGGGCGGCCAGUGGUGGGGCAAGGACGAGGACGGGGACAGCUCGAUGCAGCAGCACCCUGGCCUGCACGACGCGAACCCCCCUCGCCGCGGCAUCCAGGAUGGCGGGGACGACUACAUCCCUGGGUUUGGCCCAUCAGACGGCCCAGGGAUGGUGGGCCGCCAGAAUGGGCCGCUCCCGUCUCAGGAGGACCUGUACCCGGGAGAUGGGGAUGAUUCGUUCAGGAGAGGCGGCCGGAACCGCUGGGGACCUAGACGCGGCGGCGGGCGACAUUGAUUGUCAUACACCUCGUCGACGUCAGUUGCUGUACGCCUUCUCGUGUACCUAUUGUGCUGCUCUUGAUGAUGAUUAAGCCUUGUGAGGAUGCACCUGCUUAUCACGCACUGUCGGGGGA